UUUUUCUAUUAACCACCCUAAUCAGCAAUUGUAUAUCGUUCGUUGUCGUUGAUAUAUUAAUUUUCAUUGGAUUUUUUCGUUUUAUUUUUUAUUUUUGUCAUCGCUUUGUUCGAAAAGAUUCUUUUCGAUUUUUUCAUUCUGUUUGUUUGUUUGUGUGUGUGUGUGUGUGUUUUUCCGGAUAAAAGCCAAAUUCGGCAUUCUUGUUUGUCUUUUUUUCAACGUUUGUACGUUUUCAGCUUUUUAUUUUCUUUGACAAGUUUAAAUUUCCGAAUUCAUCUUUAAUUUGAAUUUUUUUUCGUGAAUAUUAAUAAGACAAAGAAAAAUCAAAAAUGGCAUCCGGAGUUACUGUCGCAACGGAAGCAAAAACGCUUUAUGAAGAAGUGAAAAAAGAUAAAAAAUAUCGUUACAUCAUCUAUCACAUCAAAGAUGAACGAGUUAUUGAAGUUGAAACUACUGGCCCUCGUGAUGCCACUUACAGUGAUUUUGUAGCAAAAUUGCAAGACUAUAAAAAUGAAUGUCGUUAUUGUGUGUUUGAUUUUCCGGCCAACAUUCCGGUCGAAGGUGGUGGAGAAAAAAGUAACAUGAGUGUCGAUCGUUUGGUAUUGAUGACCUGGUGUCCGGAAAGUGCUAAAAUAAAGCAAAAAAUGCUUUACUCAAGUAGUUACGAUGCAUUGAAAAAAGCUCUUGUCGGUGUUUAUAAAUAUGUCCAAGCUUGCGAUUAUGAAGAAGCAUCGGAAGAAGCUAUUGCUGAAGCUUUUCGAAAAGGUGGCAAAUAGAUGAAUACACACAAUCGAAAAAUUGAAAAUAAUUCAUCUCAAUCUUCCCAUAAUAAUAAAAUUUUAAUCUCUCAGCCACAACCAAACAGCCAACGACCAUUGUGAAAAGCCGUUGUGAUUUUGGAUUUCUAUUCUCUAUAUAUUUUUCAACACUACUUAUAUACUAUUUAUAUUUGAAACAUAAAUUUAGGCAAAAACAUCGCUAUAAUCAAAGACCCUUUAUUCGAAUUUAUUGUAAUUCGAAUCUAAAUGUGCCCAUCAUUUCUGUUCGAACAUUUAAGAAUUUGGGUUGAUAAUAAAAAAAAACACCACCAAACAUACAUACAUUGAAUACAACAAUCUAAAUCCAUUUACCACCAUUUACAUCUAAAUUUCUAAUAAAAAAAACAACGUGGCCGAAAAGUCAUUAAAUUUGAAAUUUUUUAAAAUAAAAAUUUUAAUUGUCAGAA
Messenger RNA from Dermatophagoides farinae (American house dust mite), 1225 nucleotides. It is a transcript of the gene tsr, whose product is annotated as Cofilin/actin-depolymerizing factor homolog tsr. Gene Ontology annotation, biological process: actin filament depolymerization. NCBI's taxonomy places the organism in Eukaryota, Metazoa, Arthropoda, Arachnida, Sarcoptiformes, Pyroglyphidae. The record is from RefSeq and is a predicted model, not a curated record. Gene Ontology annotation, molecular function: actin binding. Gene Ontology annotation, cellular component: actin cytoskeleton.